Messenger RNA from Nematostella vectensis (starlet sea anemone), 5344 nucleotides. Its product is annotated as adhesion G-protein coupled receptor V1. Gene Ontology annotation, cellular component: membrane. The record is from RefSeq and is a predicted model, not a curated record. The coding region runs from base 404 to 4021 and encodes 1205 amino acids. The transcript is spliced from 24 exons. Lineage: Eukaryota; Metazoa; Cnidaria; Anthozoa; Actiniaria; Edwardsiidae. Gene Ontology annotation, biological process: metal ion transport; cell communication.
UGUCUUUUAUAGUUUUUAUUCUACUUUGCAAAAGUUAUUAUUGUUAUUGCGUGUUUCGGCAUUUUGAUAUUAGCCGGAUAUACCAUGGCGAACCCAAGUAAUCAUGGGGCUGUAAGACCUGCACAAAAAAAGAAUAAAAACAAAAGAAGCAACACCAAUGAUGUUGUUCACAUAACAGUUGCUGGAAGAAUAAUGCACGUUUACGCAUGAAGGGUCAAUGCUAAUAACACAAGAUACAAGAACGUCUCAUUUGGUUUGUUCUCCCAUCCGACUGGUUUUCUCAGAUUUUGCAUUGGAUAGUAUUUCACACAGUUUUCCCCCCAAGAGCCUCGCAAUAAAUAAGCGUUUAUUGAAGUGAGACGACAAGCAUAUACGGCGAGGAGCGGGAUCUUGGUUAUCAAGGAUGGGUUUGAAAUUCGAAUUUCUCAUCCUGAUUGCGUCGUCACUGACACUGUCUGUUGCAGGUCAGUGUAUCGAGGUGGGAUUUUCAGCCAGCUCAUAUACGUUUAAUGAAAAUAGUGGUACCGUCACCAUAAAUCUGAAACGUUCUUCGACUACUUUUGAAGCAUUUUCGCUCGAACUUCAAACAACGAAUAGAUCAGCAGUUCAAGGAAACGACUUCAGCUACACAAACCCCACAACUGUAUCCUUCGCUGAAUUGUUCAAUGCGGCUACCACUACUGUCUCUAUAACUAAUGACGUUAUUUAUGAAGACUCGGAAGAGUUCUACAUAAACAUCACUGGUGGAGCCGCCCCCAAGGCACUUUGUUACACCAACCAGUUCGCCGUCAUCACUAUAACGGACGACGAUCAAGCUAAAAUUGGUUUCCAUGGCGAUGCAGUGAGACACGUUAAAGAGGGUGUAGGAAGUGUUAACGUCACGAUUGAGAACACGGGAUCCACCGCACAGUCCCACACCAUGGGUGUUCAAGCGGUCAGCGGAACAGCUGUAUCCGGUGUGGAUUUUGAACCCUUACAAACCACCAUCACCAUCCCCCCCUCAGUCUCCACUUAUAACGUCACAGUCUACAUAACAGAUGACUUUGUCGUUGAGCCUAACAAGACGUUCUACUUAACCUUGAACAUCAAUGACCCGGCGGUUUCCAAGGGAACUACUAACAUCACCUUUCACAUACUUAAUGACGACACCAGAGCGGUGAUGGGUUUCCAAGGCGACGUUGUUAGGUUCUUGAACGAGAGCGUUGGGAGUAUAAACGUGACGAUCGAAAACACUGGUUCCACGAAGCUACCAAUCAAUGUGAGUGUUCAAGCAGUUAGCGGAACAGCUGUAUCCGGGGUGGACUUUGAACCCUUACAAACCACCAUCAACAUCCCCCCCUCAGUCUCCACUUAUAACGUCACAGUCUACAUAACAGAUGACUUUGUCGUUGAGCCUAACAAGACGUUCUACUUAACCUUGAACAUCACUUACCCGGCGGUUUCCAAGGGAACUACUAAAAUCACCUUUCACAUACUUAAUGACGACACCAGAGCGGUGAUAGGUUUCCAAGGCGACGUUGUUAGGUUCUUGAACGAGAGCGUUGGGAGUAUAAACGUGACGAUCGAAAACACUGGUUCCACGAAGCUACCAAUCAAUGUGAGUGUUCAAGCAGUUAGCGGAACAGCUGUAUCCGGGGUGGACUUUGAACCCUUACAAACCACCAUCAACAUCCCCCCCUCAGUCUCCACUUAUAACGUCACAGUCUACAUAACAGAUGACUUUGUCGUUGAGCCUAACAAGACGUUCUACCUAACCUUGAACAUCACUGACCCGGCGGUUUCCAAGGGAACUACUAACAUCACCUUUCACAUACUUAAUGACGACACCAGAGCGGUGAUAGGUUUCCAAGGCGACGUUGUUAGGUUCUUGAACGAGAGCGUUGGGAGUAUAAACGUGACGAUCGAAAACACUGGUUCCACGAAGCUACCAAUCAAUGUGAGUGUUCAAGCAGUUAGCGGAACAGCUGUAUCCGGGGUGGACUUUGAACCCUUACAAACCACCAUCAACAUCCCCCCCUCAGUCUCCACUUAUAACGUCACAGUCUACAUAACAGAUGACUUUGUCGUUGAGCCUAACAAGACGUUCUACCUAACCUUGAACAUCACUGACCCGGCGGUUUCCAAGGGAACUACUAACAUCACCUUUCACAUACUUAAUGACGACACCAGAGCGGUGAUAGGUUUCCAAGGCGACGUUGUUAGGUUCUUGAACGAGAGCGUUGGGAGUAUAAACGUGACGAUCGAAAACACUGGUUCCACGAAGCUACCAAUCAAUGUGAGUGUUCAAGCAGUAAGCGGAACAGCUGUAUCAGGGGUGGACUUUCAACCGCUGCAAACCACCAUCAACAUCCCUCCGUCAAUUUCCACUUUCGACGUCAUGGUGCACAUUAUAGACGACUCGCGCCUUGAGGAAAACAAGACGUUCUACCUGACUAUAAGUGUCACCGAUCCGAUUAUUUCCCUGAAAAAUGCUAACAUCACCAUCAACGUGCUUAACGACGACACACAGGCUGACGUGGGGUUUAAAGGCUCAGUGCUGAGGUCUGUGCGAGAGGAUGCCGGCCUAGUCAACAUAACGGUGGAGAAACUCACGGCUUACGAUACUCCCGUCACUGUACAAGUGAAUGCGCACAAUGGUACAGCGUACCAAGGGAUUGAUUACAUGUUCUCGAACGAAACGAUCCGCCUUGGAGAAGGAGUGCGUAACUACACUUUCAGCGUGCAGAUCUUUGACGAUGAAAUCCUAGAGAACGAUAAAGAUUUUUUCUUAGUGUUAAGCAGUAACGACCCCAUUGCUAACCUUCGACAAACUUACAUCAAUCUAACCAUAGUUAACGAUGACAAUGCAACCAUUGGGUUCACAAGUUCAUCGGUCACUGUCGCUGAAAAUGCUGGAAACCUUUCCCUCCCCCUGACAGUCCAGUCUGGAAUCCUGGGAAUCCCCAUUGAGAUAACGUUCGCCAUUACUAACAUCAGUGCAAGCUCCAGCCGUGACCAUCGCCUGCCCUAUUCAUCCGUGACUUUUACUCAAGAAGAGCCUUCCCAGCAUGCAACAGUCACCAUCAUCAAUGACGCCACCCUUGAAAACACCGAAUCGUUCAACAUAACUGCCACGACUACCUCACCCCACGUGACACUGAACUACAGUAGCGUGACAGUCACGAUAACAGACCACGGCGAUAAAGUGACCUUCGGUUUCGUCAACAAAACCGUGAGUGUGGCCGAGAGUGAGGGGAAUAUUACGCUGCUAGUGCGCAAGACCGGAAACACGUCAAUACCAUUGGACCUAGGUAUUUCAACAGUCAACCUGAAUGCGUCUGCGCCAGGUGACUUCACGCAUAAAGAAAUCGCCGACACCUUUGCUGUAAAUGAAGACUUGAAGAGCUACACAUUUGCAAUCCACGAUGAUCACGUGACCGAAGGCACUGAGUGUUUCAUAGUGAGGCUGAACGUUUCUCGAGCGAAUGUUCUGGUUGACCCGCGGGAUGCUACUGUUUGUAUCACAGACAAUGAUAGAGUGAGCAUUAGUUUUGUUUACUUGAACAUCACUGUCGAAGAGCAGAAAGGCAGAGUCACAGUUCCUAUGAGAAAGACUGGACUGGCGGAGGUCCCCGUCUCAGUGAGGCUCAAAGAGGUUCAGAGCAUGGUGUGGACAGCAAUGAUUAAGGCCGACAUCCGGGAUUUCAAAGAUGACAUUAUCACGUUCGCCCCCGAGCAAACCGAAGUGUCUGCUAACAUCACGAUCGUGACCGACAGCAUAGCGGAAAGUGACGAGCUCUUUUCGAUUAGUUUCACCCCUGUAGACCCUACAAAGGCCGUGGUAAACACAACGCGGGAUACCUGUGUCGUGCGAAUAACCGAUGAGUAUGACAACGAAGAAGCAUUAAAGGCGAAACAGCAAAAGGAGAAAGAAGAAAAGGAAACAUCCAGGAUUCUGCAGAUUAUACUGAUUGUUUGCAUAGUAGUGCUAGCUGUCAUCUUAAUCGCUAUAAUCAUCGCAGCCGUUUGUCUUUGUAGAUGAGAACGUACUAGUCGCCCAUUGUAAUCGAGUCACGUAAAGGCAUCCGACAACACAGGCCCGUAGCCAGAGGGGUUCGGAGGGUUCGGACGAAACCCCCCCCCCCCCCCCCACAAACACACACACACACACACACCCCAAAUUCGGCUUGAAGGUCCGCUAAGAGUUAACAAAAAAAUUUAACGUUUGGCCAGACAUAUCGUGCACAUCAAGCUGUCUUUAAAUAGAAUAUAAAGAUCUUUUUAAAAAUAAUUAUCUUUAUUAUUAUCAUAAAUGUGGACUUUAAAAGCACACUAGCAUACACACAUUGGCAUCCACCCUAUUAAUUCCAUUUUAAAUACAAUUGAAGUUAUUUGAAGUAUUGAUUGCCUUAUGUAGUAAGGCGAGGAGAGGCGUAUACCAGAAGUUUGGUCUGCUAAUAAAAAUGGAAAAACUAACCAUCCCGCUUAAAAUCCUAGCUACGGGCCUGCAACACGGUAUUGUAAGGGACUCUGCAUCAUAUAACAAGGGGGGGGGGGGGAGGGUGGAUGAGGGAUGAAUUGGAUGAAUGGGGAGAGGACUUAAAAUUGUCGUUGACAAAAAGGCGUCCACCAAAUAUUGUUUACAGCAACAAACCUGACACGCACUAGAGUUUAGUUUCAUCUUGUUGGUACUUACGUAUUGUUUAUACUUACCUUGUUUGAAAACAUAAUUAACUUUUUGAACUUUUCGUUUGUAACUCUUAUUUUUGAGUAUCUGGCUCUUAUAUUUAUCACAACCUUUUAUUUUAGUAGUUUAGUUUCUCUUGCGUAAGACGUUUGACAAUUUAGAAUAUGACUGUGUAAAAAGUAUAUGUGUGUGUCUUGAUUACGCAUUCACCCCCGGGACAAACCAAUCAAAACAUAUGCUUACGAGAUAGUGGUACAAGAACCCUAUGAGUGCUAGUAGUCGCACACACGCAGAUAUACUUCGACUUUAAAAGAGUUUUUGCCCGUCAUAAUUUACCGUUACUGUCGAAUCCGUUGUAUCGCGACGCCGCAUUUUCAAAACAUCGAUUUGUUUUUGUCUUUUCCUUUGGCCAUCUCUCGCCUAGUGCAGUUGCCUGGCUUUGUGUCGCGUCACUGUCUAGUUUUCGACCAGAGGAUAGCCAGGGAAGUGUACAAAGCGAGACUUUGAUUGGCUCAGAAUGAUUUUAAUGACGGAACAGAAAACCAAAACAAAUCGGGUUUUGAAAACGCGGGUCGCGAUACAACGGAUUCGACAGUAAUCCUGAUGAAGGCAGCAUUGCGAAACGUCGUAAAAAAAUACAACCGAGUGAUUCAAGAAAUAAAAUCGACUAUAAAAUAA